AUGUCUUCAAAAUUCUUCACUUGGGGUCACAAAGGAGACAAGAAGCCGUCGGCGUACGGCGUGGUCCCGAUACCUGCGGAGUGUAUAACCAUACAUGGAAUCGAGAACAAGGGAACGCACAAGAGUCGUCGAAAGCCAUUACCGUUGGAUCUUUAUCACACGCCAGAUCCAAGUGCGAUCGAGCGCAACAGAGCUGAUGACUCUAUCGCCUUCCAUGAUGCAGCUGUACAAUCCGCAACUAGCCUGCUUGCCGUGAUCAAUGACUGCCUCAAGAGCCCUCCGUUGAGCGCACACUUCCAACCGAGCCAACAACCACCCGGCCUGCAGCCAAUGUACGGCCGACCAAGAUCACGCACGGCACCGUCGACACCCAUGGCUGAAGCUCCGCCUGGAAGACAGAUGAGCCCCGUCGAGCUUCCUGGCUCGAUGCCGGUCGUAAAAAGGUCCCAUGCAUCGCACCAGUCCAUGGACAGCCGAGCCUUGCGGACUAUCAUGACGUCCCCGAACAACGCCUCUUCCCUCGGUCACUCCAUCGAAAGGCCUCAUAGCAGUCCACAAGAGACUACCUAUCAACUUCCGUCUUAUCCCAGGCAGUCUAGCGACAGUUUUGCGCGCAGCGUCACCAGUCUUCAACCUCCAACAGACCCCGUGCCACGCUCCAAAACGAGUAGCCCUCACAAACGAUCCCGAUCAACAAAGCCAAGCCUCUUCAACACAAGUGACGAUACGCUUGUUGGCUCUGAGAGCGAUGCUCCCCUACUUCCACCGAAAUGCCCAGCUUCUAGAGCAUUAUCCACACAUCCAAACGAACCACUUAAUGUUCAGUCAGCUGGAACAAUGCCACGACUGAGGAGCGCUCGCCCUGCGGGCUGGACACCGUCUUCUACGCUUACUGAGCCUGUGUACAAGCGAGACAAGCAACCAACGUGGGAUACUGAAGCAUUUCUAGUAGACCAAAUCUCAGCAAUGCGGGUUGCACACGAUGCUCACUUGAAAUCUCUCAAGGAAACCCAUGAGAAGGAGAUCGCUUCGCACCGCUCAUACGUGUCGUUCUUGGAGAGACGGCUCACGGUACAAAGUGUGUCCCAACAGGUUGUCAAGCAGCACUUGACUAUCGACACAUCGCAUCUUCCAAACAAGGAUCCCUCCUUACUCAGCUCCGAAGGCAGUGCCACAACUUCUAUGCAGUCAUUCGAAAUGACGCUCGAGGGUCAGAAGCGAGCGUCGACAGAAGCCAUGGCAGAGGCGCAAAAGCUGCGAAAAGAGCGAGAUCACUUCAAAGAAUCAGCCGAACGCCACGAGCGUAAAGUCACUCAGCUACGAGGAAUCACACGCAAGGCGACAGACAACGAAACUGCACUCAAGAAUGCCAUCUCGGGUCUCGAGGCGUCGUUGCAAGCUGCCAACAUUGAGCGUUUGGACGUGCUUGAGGGUUUCCAUGAGGCUUGCGAGCAGGUACGAGUACUUGGCAAGGCGCGUGAUGAGUUUCGGGACCGCCUGUAUUACGUCGACCCCAUUUGGAAAGAAACUGCUUCAGUUGAUGUCCACCUUAAAGAUCUUGGCCAGCUCGAGGAGCUCGUCCAGCGGCAUAAGUCACUAAGGCAAGAUGAACUGCUCCAGCAACUGGACGACGUCCGCCAGCAGCUUUCCGAACGAAGCCUGCAGAUACGAGCGCUAGAGCAGCAGCUCGCAGGCAGUCAGCCAGUGGACAGAACUCCUUUGAAAGGCACCGAUCACACCAACGAAAAAGAGUUGGAACGUUGCCGCCAGCAGCUCGCUGCCACAAAGGCUGACCGAGACCGUUACAACGACCUGCUGCAUACGGAGCUUCGACGUCAGUCUCGUCUUGCAGCUCAACGGACCAGAACAGUCACGCCGCAGCUGGAGACUGAAGCUCUCACCGCAAUGCGGGAGAGACUGAAGGCCUUAAAAGACACAUCUGAUGCGAGUGAUGCAAAUGUGGAAGAUCUACCAUCGUCGACACUGGAACGAGAGCUGGAGCAUUGCUUUCAGGAAAUCAUCAUGUACAAGCUGGACAUCAAGGGUUACAAGAAGGAUCUUAAAACGGUCAACGCUGAGCUUGAGAAGCUACGCGUUCCACCUGGACGAGACAGACCGUCGAAUGGUGCGAUGGUCUCGACACCACAAAGAAACGCAGCUCUUCCAAGUACGAGCGAAGUGGGAGCCGGCAGCACUCAUGACCCAUCACCUGGCCUAGGCAUAACAAUGCCGCCUCCUCUGACUACCCCCCAACGCAACACUGGCGCUGCGACAGCUCCAGCAUUUCUAUCAACAAACACAACACCACAGCAUCAGCCACAUGUACUAAGCCCUGCCCAUCGACCCAAAACCCCUUUGGGAGUCCACAAGAAACUCCCCAAACCUCCACCACAAUCCCGCACCCCAAGCCCCUACCUACCUUUCCCGCCUCCGCGGGCAGAAGUGCAACGACAAGAGACGCUGCGCUCGCUUUCCGAAAGCAUCAUCUCUUCGUACGCGAAACGUUCCACACCUGAGCAGAAAGGCCUGGAUACGACUCCACCUCCGAGGGGCAGGAGUUCGGAUCCGCCGAGGGUGAUGGGUAGGUCUGAGAAGAGUGAUGAGGGGAGUAAUGCGAAGGCUGUGCCGAUGGCGAAGUUUACGCCGAGAAUGUUGAGGACGCCUGUCAAGGGUGUUGGGGCGGGUGCUGUUUGA
Molecule: messenger RNA, 2694 nt
Organism: Zasmidium cellare ATCC 36951
Lineage: Eukaryota; Fungi; Ascomycota; Dothideomycetes; Mycosphaerellales; Mycosphaerellaceae
Exons: 3
Coding region: 1-2694 (897 amino acids)
Source: RefSeq, a predicted model, not a curated record